CUUGUCUUCCAAAGCAUAUAAUCUCCCAUUUAACUUCAAUAAGUCCUCAAAGAAUUUAUAUAGAUACAUGAUGUAUCGGUGUAUAUAUCUUUGAAACUUUUAGCACUUUUACCUUUUGAGUGUAGGGAAUUCAUUCUGUGGUUGCUUCUUUCUCUCUGUCUUUGUUGUACAAAAGAAAGAACCCAUCCAUAAAUAAACAAAAUUCCCAAAGGGGACAAAGAAAAAAAAAAGAAAAGAAAAGUUGAAAAACAAAUAAAGAAACUUGGUAGUGGGAGAAGUUGAAUUUUUGGGAAAAGAGCAUAAUCGAGGUUUUGGUGGGUACUGGUGAAAGAAAGUGGUGGUGUGGUGAUAGUUGUAUUCAAAUGGACGGCAGAUACGGCGGUGGUGGUGGUGGUGGUGGUGGGUGUUUUGAGUUUGAGAGUGGUGGGGUGGUGAUGACAAGAGACCCAAAGCCAAGGCUCAGAUGGACUGCUGAUCUUCAUGAUAGAUUUGUUGAUGCUGUUACUAAACUUGGUGGCCCUGACAAAGCAACUCCUAAAUCGGUGCUGAGAUUGAUGGGAUUAAAGGGGUUGACAUUAUACCAUUUGAAGAGCCAUUUACAGAAGUAUAGACUUGGACAGCAGGCAAAGAAGCAAAACAAUGGUGAUCCCAACAAUGAAAACAGUGGUGAUUCCUAUGAACACUACAAUCUGCAUUCGACAGGCACAAGCUCCAAUUCUUUAAGAGCUAAUCACGAACCAGUAGAUAUACCUAUUGCAGAUGCACUGAUAUGCCAGAUUGAAGCACAAAAAAGGUUACAAGAGCAGUUUGAGGUACAGAAGAAAUUACAAAUGAGAAUAGAAACUCAAGGAAAAUACUUGCAAGGAAUCUUAGAGAAUGCUCAAAAAAGCCUCUCACUUGACAUGAACUCAUCUGGCAAUCUUGAAGCAACACGAGCUGAACUAACCAACUUCAACUUAGCCCUUUCGGAUCUUAUGGACAAUUUAAAUGGAGAAGGAAGGCAAGAGAAUGUUUCUAAAUUUAGCCAUGAUGGGAAGAAGGGACCCACAACAGUAAAGGAAGAAAUGAAGAUCAAAACGGAGGGUGGUGGGGGGUCCAUCAGUUUUGAUUUGAACACAGGAGGUAACUACGACUUCAUUGGCACAAAUCAAGAUUUACUUGCACUUGGGUUUACGAGACAAAACUAGAGAGAAUUGAUAUAUUUAUUGUCCAAUAAUUCAUCUAAAUUUUGUUGAUGCAAACCCAUGGUGAUCAUAUGGUAGAGGGAUGUUUUCAUGGUAGACCAAAGGGUGCAUCAUAUCGAUCAUGUGGUGGUAUAAAUCACUUUUGGAGUUAAUGUGUAGAUUCAUAAUUAAUAUUAACGUGUAUUUUCAGAUCAU
Molecule: messenger RNA, 1379 nt
Organism: Lactuca virosa
Lineage: Eukaryota; Viridiplantae; Streptophyta; Magnoliopsida; Asterales; Asteraceae
Source: the annotation of a GenBank genome assembly